Messenger RNA from Rosa chinensis, 3612 nucleotides. Its product is annotated as homeobox-leucine zipper protein PROTODERMAL FACTOR 2. Bases 880 to 3096 code for a protein of 738 amino acids. The transcript is spliced from 12 exons. The record is from RefSeq and is a predicted model, not a curated record. Gene Ontology annotation, molecular function: DNA binding; lipid binding; DNA-binding transcription factor activity, RNA polymerase II-specific. NCBI's taxonomy places the organism in Eukaryota, Viridiplantae, Streptophyta, Magnoliopsida, Rosales, Rosaceae. Gene Ontology annotation, biological process: regulation of DNA-templated transcription.
GCUAUUGCACCCUCUCAAUACGCUCUGCAAUAACUCCUCUCUCUCAGUAGUCACCUGUAUCCCUCUUUCUUCCCCAACUCACCAUUUUGGAUUCUAUCUCCUCUUUUUUCUCGUCCGUUUUCUCUUCCCUUCUCUCUCUAUCUCUCUUCUCCAUCACCGCAUUCAUCUUCAUCUUCUUAAACCCUUCAAAAACUUUCACCACCACCAAAAAAUCCCCGCAGCACCACUCGCUCCGGUGGCCUAAAAUGCCUUGGGAACAGAUCUGACCCUAGCUAGCCUUGACCCUCAAAGGCUCAGACGGUCAGUUGACUCAGUUCUCCAAGACCUUGUUUCUUCUUUCCACACAUGAUCUGUCUCUUCAUUAUUUUUAUUUUUAGAGGAAUCUUCCGUUAUUAUUUUCAAGACAAAGAAAUUUAAGCGGGGUGUGAGCCGUUAUAAUCUUUGCGAAAGAUUAUCCAGAUAUUUAGCACGUAAGAACAAAAGGCUCUAAUAACUUUCUGGAGGUCAUUUCUGCCCUCAUGUCACUUGUGACAAUCUAUUUAGCUUUUCUCAGACAGGGGGGUUGCAAUAGCAUCUCUAUUAAAUUCAAAUCAACCAACCCCACCUCUCUCAAACAAUUCAUAUAAGACAAUUCUCAUCUUUCCAGUAGAGAGAGGAAGGUGUCUAGGGUUUUGUCUAAGAGAGAAAAGAGAGAGCGAAAUACGCAGAGCUGCCGGAAAAAUGUUUCUGGUGAGUAAUUGUUACAAGUACAUGAACAGAAAGUGGUUGGUGUAAGGUUUCAGUCAUCUCUUUUCAGCUAAUCAUUUCAUAUACAGAUUGACGUCAUAUAUAUAUUGCUAGCUUCAGCUUUGUGAAUUGGUUUUUAGGGAUUUGGUAGAAAUGUUUCAGCCAAGCAUGUUCGACAGCCACCAUAUGAGUAUGCUGGACAUGUCGACCCACAAAAGCUCUGAGAGUGAUAUGGGAAGGAGCCGGGAUGAUGAUUUUGAGACAAAAUCCGGCACUGAAACAACAGAUGUUCCCUCUGGAGAUGAACUAGAUCCCUCCCAACCUCGCCCCAAAAGGAAACGCUACCACCGCCACACACAGCGCCAAAUCCAGGAAAUGGAAGCAUUCUUCAAGGAGUGUCCGCACCCAGAUGACAAGCAGAGAAAGGAGCUGAGCCGUGAGCUAGGGUUAGAGCCUUUGCAAGUCAAAUUCUGGUUUCAAAAUAAGCGAACCCAAAUGAAGGCUCAACACGAACGGCAUGAGAAUUCGAUUUUGAAAAACGAAAAUGACAAGCUUCGUGCUGAGAACAAUCGAUACAAGGAAGCCCUCAGCAAUGCCACAUGCCCCAACUGUGGAGGUCCGGCUGCUCUUGGUGAGAUGUCCUUUGAUGAGCAACAUUUGAGGAUCGAAAAUGCUCGUUUACGUGAAGAGAUUGAUAGGAUAUCUUCAAUUGCCGCCAAAUACGUUGGCAAGCCUAUGUCAAGCUCAUUCUCUCACCUUUCAUCUUCUCAAGGGCCUUCCCGCUCCCUUGAUCUCGCGGUUGGCAGUUUUGGGGCUUCACAGUCUGGUUAUGUAGGAGAAAUGUAUGGAUCUGGUGACCUUCUCAGAUCAGUUUCAGUGCCUACUGAUGCUGACAAGCCCUUGAUUGUUGAGCUUGCUGUGGCAGCCAUGGAAGAACUCAUUAGAAUGGCUCAGGCUGGAGACCCUUUAUGGGUUCCUGCUCAUGACAACAGCUCAUCAACUCAUCAUGAUAUUCUAAAUGAAGACGAAUACUUGAGGACGUUUCCUAGGGGUAUUGGCCCUAAACCAUUGGGCUUAAAAUCUGAAGCUUCAAGAGAAUCAGCAUUGGUCAUCAUGAAUCACGUUAACCUUGUUGAGAUUCUUAUGGAUGUGAACCAAUGGUCUACUGUGUUCUGUGGUAUUGUUUCAAGAGCAAUGACCCUUGACAUCCUAUCAACCGGAGUAGCUGGAAACUACAACGGAGCCUUGCAAGUGAUGUCAGCUGAGUUCCAAGUUCCCUCACCGCUUGUUCCAACUCGUGAGAACUACUUUGUAAGGUACUGUAAGCAGCAUACUGAUGGAACUUGGGCAGUGGUUGAUGUUUCCUUGGAUAAUUUACGCCCAAGUUCAAUUUCAAGAAGUCGUAGAAGGCCAUCCGGUUGCUUAAUCCAAGAAUUGCCUAAUGGUUACUCCAAGGUUGUAUGGGUGGAACACGUAGAAGUGGAUGAUAGAGCGGUUCACAACAUUUACAGACCACUAGUAAACUCUGGUCUUGCAUUUGGAGCCAAGCGUUGGGUUGCUGCACUCGAUAGACAAUGUGAACGUCUUGCAAGUUCAUUGGCCAACAAUAUUCCGGCUGGAGAUCUCUGUGUCAUAACUAGUGCAGAAGGGAGGAAAAGUAUGUUGAAGCUCGCGCAGAGGAUGGUGUUGAGCUUUUGCACUGGCGUAGGUGCUUCUACGGCACACGCGUGGACGACAUUGUCAGCAACAGGCUCUGAUGAUGUGAGGGUCAUGACCAGGAAAAGCAUGGAUGAUCCUGGAAGGCCUCCUGGCAUUGUUCUAAGUGCUGCAACUUCCUUCUGGCUUCCAGUUCCUCCCAAGAGAGUCUUUGAUUUCCUUCGAGAUGAGAAUUCUCGGAGUGAGUGGGAUAUCCUUUCAAAUGGUGGCCUAGUGCAAGAGAUGGCACACAUAGCGAACGGUCGUGAUCCUGGUAACUGUGUCUCCUUAUUGCGUGUAAAUAGUGCAAAUUCUAGUCAAAGCAACAUGCUGAUACUCCAGGAGAGCUGCACAGAUUCAACAGGGUCGUAUGUGAUAUAUGCUCCAGUCGAUAUUGUGGCCAUGAAUGUCGUGUUGAGUGGGGGUGACCCUGAUUAUGUUGCACUUCUGCCAUCGGGUUUUGCUAUCCUACCUGAUGGGCCUCCUGCCGGAGGAGCUGGAGGAAUUCUUGAUGUUGGUUCUGGUGGAUCUCUACUGACAGUAGCCUUUCAGAUCCUAGUUGAUUCAGUUCCUACUGCAAAACUCUCGCUUGGAUCUGUGGCCACUGUUAACAAUCUGAUUAAGUGCACUGUUGAGCGGAUUAGAGGUGCGGUCACAUGUGAUCAGAACCCAUGAUCCUGGAAUUUCCUUACAUAAGUGGGAAAGGGAAGAAGGAAACAAGAAUGAUGUGGUUUACUGAGUAAUUGAGGACUAAUUAGGGAAGAGUCAAGAACGCACCUUAAAAUAUCCUUGUUGGUUGGUGUUUUGUUGAGGCAUGGUCUAAGAAGCGAUUCACCACCCCACAAGGGUAGUGGGUUCGGGUAUUGACUUCCCCUAACAAAAAGAUCAAAGUGAACUCAGGCCUUAGUGUGGUUAAUUGUUAAUUACAAAGUUAGAAUAACUAUGUUCCGCUACUGUUUUUGUCGUAGGUCCUAAUUAGGGUUAGGGUUGGGAUUUUAGGGUUUACUUUUGUUCCUAGGGUGGUAAUUUCAUAACUGUAUGUAAGAUCGAAGCCUGGGGUGGUAAUUCCAUAGCUGCAUUCCAUCUAGUGUUUCUGCUCCAAGAGGUGUUAAUUCGACUUUUGAAAGUCAAGAAUUAUGGUUUAUGCAAUUUCAGAUUAAUGUUAGUUGCUUUCAGAAUGAUUUUUGCUUC